Molecule: messenger RNA, 1860 nt
Organism: Trichoderma asperellum CBS 433.97
Lineage: Eukaryota; Fungi; Ascomycota; Sordariomycetes; Hypocreales; Hypocreaceae
Molecular function (GO): metalloaminopeptidase activity
Source: RefSeq, a predicted model, not a curated record
AUGGCUAAAACAAGCACAACCCAUAGGCUCGCUCAGCUGAGAGCUCUGAUGAAGGAGCAUAACGUUCAGAUUUAUGUCGUACCGUCGGAAGAUAGCCAUAGUUCCGAGUAUAUUGCCUCCUGUGACGCUCGGCGCGAGUUCAUCAGCGGAUUCACAGGCUCUGCUGGGUGCGCCGUCAUCACAGAAACCGCUGCAGCUCUCGCGACCGAUGGACGAUACUUCAACCAAGCUACUCAACAACUGGAUGAAAAUUGGACACUAUUGAAGCAGGGGCUCCAAGAUGUUCCCACCUGGCAAGAGUGGGCAGCCGAGCAGUCUGCUGGAGGAAAGUCUGUUGCCGUAGACUCAACUCUGGUCACGGGCUCUGCAGCAAAGAAGCUUGCAGAAAAGAUUCGCAAAAGCGGCGGCUCUGACUUGGUUCCCCUUGACGUCAACUUGGUGGAUAAGGUCUGGGCCGACAGCAGACCAGCCAGACCCCAGCAAGGCAUCAGAGUUCUCUCCGAGAAAUUUGCCGGCAAAUCAGUUAAGAGCAAACUAGCGGACCUCCAAGCAGAGCUUGAGAAGAAGCGAUCUCCCGGUGUGUUCAUCUCGAUGCUUGACGAGGUGGCGUGGCUAUUCAAUUUGCGCGGCAACGACAUCCCCUACAACCCGGUCUUCUUCUCGUAUGCCGUAAUCACGCCAAAGGGAGCGGCUUUAUACGUGGACGAGUCUAAGCUGGACCAAGACUGCCGAGCGCAUUUGGCCAAGUAUGAAGUUGCCGUCAAGCCAUACGAGACUUUCUUCCGUGAUGCGGAACAGCUCCAUGCACAAUUUGUCGCUUCUACUGAGAAGGAAGGUGGCGCCCCCGCGGGUAGCUUUCUCAUGUCUAACAAAGGAUCUUGGGCCCUGAAGAGAGCACUGGGUGGAGAUGCAGCAGUCGAGGAGAUUCGUAGCCCCGUUGGGGAUGCAAAGGCUGUCAAAAACGAAACUGAAAUGGAAGGAAUGCGGGCCUGCCAUAUCAGAGACGGUGCUGCCCUCAUCCAGUACUUUGCGUGGCUCGAGGACCAGCUUGUCAACCAAAAAGUUGUGCUGGACGAAGUACAAGCUGCUGAUAAGCUAGAAGAAUUGCGGUCGCAGAAGGAGCACUUUGUCGGAUUAUCAUUCCCGACAAUAUCAUCGACUGGCGCGAACGCGGCUGUGAUUCACUAUGGUCCUGAACGUGGAAACUGCGCUACCAUUGACCCCAAUGCUAUCUACCUAUGUGAUUCAGGGGCUCAGUACUUGGAUGGCACAACGGAUACUACACGGACACUACACUUUGGGCAGCCCUCGGAAGCUGAACGAGAGGCUUACACGCUCGUUCUUAAAGGAAACAUAGCCUUGGAUGUAGCUAUUUUCCCCAAGGGGACGACAGGAUUUGCUCUUGAUUCUCUAGCCAGACAACAUCUCUGGAAAGCGGGAUUGGACUAUCGACAUGGCACUGGCCAUGGCGUGGGAUCAUUCCUGAAUGUCCAUGAAGGCCCAAUUGGCAUUGGUACUCGCAUCCAGUAUACCGAAGUGCCAUUAGCCCCUGGAAAUGUCAUAUCGAACGAGCCAGGAUAUUAUGAAGAUGGUAAUUUUGGCAUUCGAAUCGAGAACAUCGUUAUGGUUAAAGAGGUUGAGACCAAACAUUCCUUUGGAGAUAAGCCAUUCCUUGGUUUCGAGCACGUAACCAUGGUACCUUAUUGCAGGAGCUUGAUAAAUGAGAGUAUGCUCACGGAGGAUGAGAAGGCUUGGUUGAAUGCGUCCAACGCAGAAAUUUUGGAGAAGACCAAGGGAUACUUUGAGGGAGAUGCCAUUACGACAGCCUGGUUGGAACGAGAAACCCGGCGCAUUGAGUAG